Messenger RNA from Diaporthe batatas, 2700 nucleotides. RefSeq lists its product as uncharacterized. Gene Ontology annotation, cellular component: cytoplasm; chromosome; nucleus. The transcript is spliced from 7 exons. Gene Ontology annotation, biological process: double-strand break repair via homologous recombination. Gene Ontology annotation, molecular function: ATP binding; 3'-5' DNA helicase activity; four-way junction helicase activity. The record is from RefSeq and is a predicted model, not a curated record. Lineage: Eukaryota; Fungi; Ascomycota; Sordariomycetes; Diaporthales; Diaporthaceae. The coding region runs from base 98 to 2521 and encodes 807 amino acids.
CGCGACUCGACUGAGACCCGGCUCAACGCGUCACUUCCUUGAAGACAACAGCAGUGGAGAACAGGCAUUGGCCCCCAAGAUCGGCCCAAUAGACGAGAUGGGCGACAGUGACUCCGAAUUCGACUCUGGUGAUGACAUCUUCGACAAUCUUGACGUCGAUAACCUGCCAGAGGUCAAGGCCAUGUUGAAGCGCAAAUCGUCAAACGGAGAAGACAUGCCGUUUGCCUCCAAGCGCCAGAAGAUCACGACAGGCGAGGCCCCUGUUGCCGACAGCGAGGCCGAUGGCGACGGUGCAAUCUACGAGGGAAAUCUCAAACUCGCACAGCGCAUAUUGAAAGAAAAGUUCGGCCACCAAGCCUUCCGACACGAGCAAAAGGGAGCCAUCACGCGCAUUCUGGCCGGCAAGAAUACCCUCGUCGUGUUCCCGACCGGCGCCGGCAAGUCUCUAUGCUACCAGAUACCAGCCGUAGCCUUCCCCGAGCUCGACGAGGCUCGUGGCCUCAGGGAGCCCGGGCAGUCCGGCAUCACGAUCGUCAUCUCCCCUCUGCUCGCCCUGAUGAAGGACCAGGUCGACGCCCUCAAGAAGCGCGGCAUAUCUGCCGAAUGCAUCGACUCGACCAAGUCCUGGGACGAGCUCCAGGCCAUCAACCAGCAGCUGGGCAGGGGAGAGCUGAGGAUCGUCUACUGCGCGCCGGAGAGGCUCAACAACGAGCGGUUCGUCCAGCAGAUGGCGCAUGUCCCCGGCGGUGUGCGUUUUGUUGCGGUUGACGAGGCACAUUGCAUUUCAGAGUGGGGACACUCCUUCCGGCCAGAGUAUCUCAAAGUGGCCCGUUUUGUCAAGGAGACCAGGGCCGAGCGCGUCAUUUGCCUCACGGCCACCGCAACAACAAAGGUUAUACAGGACAUCCGCGCGGCGUUCGAGAUCGAAGAUCAAGGCGUGUUUCGGACGUCACCAUAUCGACCAAAUCUCCACCUCUUCGCCGAGUACGUCCCCGCCCCGGAUGACAAGUUCGGCAAACUUUGUGCCUUCCUGCGAAAGAACGAUGGACCGACAUUGGUCUACGUUACCAUCCAAAAGGAGUCCGAGGAGCUUGCCAGUGCGCUUCGGGCACAGAAAUUUGACGCAGCGGCUUUUCACGCAGGCAUGAAGGUCGAGCAGAAGAUCAAGGUGCAGGAUGACUUCAUGGCGAACAACGUCCGGGUCGUCGUUGCAACGAUUGCGUUUGGGAUGGGGGUCGACAAGGCCGACAUACGAAACAUUGUGCACUACACACAGGCAUCCACAGUCGAGGAGUACAGCCAACAAAUCGGCCGCGCCGGGAGAGACGGCAAGCGGAGCAACUGCAUGUUCUACCUCUGCCACGCCGAUUCGUACAUCCGCGAGAACUUCGCCAGGGGAGACCUGCCGUCCUACGAGCCGUUCCGCAAGCUGCUCGGGGACAUCUUCAACGACGAGGUCACCAGCCUGGCGGUGGGCGACGAGUUCAAGAAGGACACCAACGCCCAGAUGAAGCGAUUCGACAUCCGGCAGAACCCACUCAGCGUCAUCUACGCCAUCCUGGAGCUGCACCACGGCCUCAUACGGGCCAUCACCCCGGAGUACAGCCAGUACUCGUUCGAGAUCACCGGCGCCUACUACACGCUCAUGAAAGACAUGGCCAAGAAGGACCGGCCGGAAGCAAGGGCCAUCCUGGACAACUCGGAGACCAAGACAAAGUACACGUACGUCGACGUCAACGCCAUAGUCCGCAAGACGGGCUACCUGCGCGCCAACAUCAUCCAGAUCCUGGACCACCUCGACCGCGACAACAUCAUCAAGCUCACGACAAAGGGCGUGGUGCCCAAGUUCCGCCUCCUCAGGGAGCCGCCCACGAGCCCCGCGCAGCUCGACGACCUCGCCGCAGCCAUGUACGCCGGCCUCGAGCAGAAGGAGCGCGACGCCCUCGCCCGCAGCAGGGAGGUGGUCGACCUCAUCACGGGGCCCGGCUGCUUCGCGGCCGCGCUGGCGCGCCACUUCGGCAUGGGGCUGGACCUCCCCGGCGGCAGGAAGGGGAAGGGGGACAGGUGCGGCCACUGCUCGUUCUGCGUGUCGGGCGGGCGGAGGGUCGGCGUGCCGCCGCCCGUCAGGAGGCCGCUCGACAGGGCGGGCAUCCGCAUGGUGCUCGCCGAGUGUCCCGUGCGCGACGACCCGCGCUUCCUGGCCCGCGUCGCGUUCGGCAUCAUGAGCCCCCGCGUCAGGGAGCUGAAGAUGCACCAGAGUGCGGCGUGGGAGUCGAUGCAGGACCAGGACUUUGAGGAACUGCUGAGGGAGUUCACGGCCGCGUGCAAGACUGCCAAGUACGACCCAUCUUUAUCGGCCGGUGUAGCACAGCCGAAUCCCACGACGGGUUCUUCCUCCUCGAGUCAGCGGGCAUUCAAGCGGACGACAUCUGGUUCUACCGGCACGGGGGCGGCCGGCCGCGGGGCGUACGGCAGAGGCAGAGGCAGAGGCCGAGGAAGGUAUGGACGAGGCCAGGCCUGAUUGGGUGGCAGGUUGCAUGGCAGUGGCUUCGGGAGAGAAAAAGAGUACAAGGUGGCACAGUGUUGAAUUGUUCAACUGGUAAUUUGGCCGGGUAUCAACCCGUAUGUCCUCAUUCUGCGGAUGUAUGUUCUAAUGUCCUGCCCCGAGUGCUGGCUCUCAAUUACAGAUGAAUUGUUUAA